This is a messenger RNA of Hyposmocoma kahamanoa, 1293 nucleotides long. Its product is annotated as lipase 3-like. Lineage: Eukaryota; Metazoa; Arthropoda; Insecta; Lepidoptera; Cosmopterigidae. The coding region runs from base 1 to 1293 and encodes 430 amino acids. Gene Ontology annotation, molecular function: hydrolase activity, acting on ester bonds. The transcript has a single exon. Gene Ontology annotation, biological process: lipid metabolic process. The record is from RefSeq and is a predicted model, not a curated record.
AUGCGGUCAUUUUACGGCGGAAGCACAUUGACACCAUCAGGUUUAGUGGACGUCUUUACUUCCAAUCAAAAUCUGUUGACAGAUUCUUUGAUAGCCACAGGUAUAAAUACAGAAGAACUCGAUUUAUUAAACAAUGUACCUGUAAAAACAGCCGAAAACUACAAGAAGGAAUUCGCACGCGGAUCUCUUAGCGAAGAUAUAAAUUUAAAUAUAACACAAUCAAUAAAAAAGUAUGGUUAUCAAACUGAGGAACACGAAACUCAUACUGAAGAUGGAUAUAUCCUCACAAUGUUUCGAAUCCCACAAAACGGCCCUACGGUGUUCUUGAUGCAUGGUUUACUGGGCAGCGCCGAUGAUUGGAUAACGCCGGGACCUGAUAGUGGACUCGCCUAUCUCUUAGCGAUAGAUGGCUACGACGUGUGGAUGGGAAACGCCCGAGGUAACAAACACUCUAGGCGCCACGUACGCCUAUCGCCAGACAAAGACCGUGAAACAUUUUGGGACUUCAGCUGGAAUGAAAUCGGGCGCAUCGACCUCCCAGCCAUGAUCGACUAUAUCCUAUGUGUUACCAACCAACCAACGCUCAAGUAUGUUGGUUUUUCACAAGGAACAACGUCCUUUUUCGUUAUGGCCUCUGAGCGACCAGAUUACAACGACAAAAUUUCACUCAUGGUAGCGCUAUCCCCAGUGGUAUGGAUGACUCAUGUGAAAAGCCCACUUCUUCGUCUUAUUGCUCCAAUUAAUCCAUAUAUACAUGCUAUGUUUAUGUUCAUAGGUGUACACGAAUUUUUACCGAGUAAUCGUUUAAUUAAAUCAAUAGAAAAGAAAAUGUGUGGUAAUGUGAUCUUAUCACAACUAAUAUGUUCUAAUAUUUUGUUUCUACUAUGUGGAUUUAAUUACAAACAAUUAAAUAUUACGAAUUUGCCUGUGAUCUACGCACAUAUUCCAUCAGGAGCAUCUACGAAACAACUUGUGCAUUAUGGGCAAGGAAUUGUUUCCGGAGAGUUUCAAAAAUUUGACUAUGGUACCAAAAAAAAUAUGCAGAAGUAUAAUUCAAAAGUACCUCCUAAAUAUCACGUGGAAAGGGUGACGAGCCCAGUGGCUCUAUUUUACAGCGUGGAAGACUGGUUUUCAAACAUCACCGACGUCAAUGUUCUACAAAAAACAUUACCAAAUGUGGUUGAUGCAUAUGUAGUUCCAGACAAAAAAUUUAAUCACAUUGAUUUUACAUAUGCCAAAGACCUAAAGACAUUAAUAUAUAGUAGAUUGUCGAAAUUGUUCAAGAAAUUCUAA